Molecule: messenger RNA, 3352 nt
Organism: Alosa sapidissima (American shad)
Lineage: Eukaryota; Metazoa; Chordata; Actinopteri; Clupeiformes; Clupeidae
Exons: 2
Coding region: 1160-2458 (432 amino acids)
Source: RefSeq, a predicted model, not a curated record
GACCAUCGGGAAAGAAGUCUGGUUCACGAAAAUCGAUCUUAAGGAUGCCUAUUUUCACAUACCAAUUGCACCACAUCACCAGCAGUUCCUGCGCUUUGCGUUUGAGGGAAGGGCCGACCAGUUCAGGGUCCUCCCCUUUGGAAUAUCACUGGCCCCUCGGAUUUUCACAAGAUUCGUGGCAGCAGCACUGGCACCACUACAGAAAACAGGUAUGCUCAUCCUCUCGUACCUGGACGAUUGGUUGGUAGUGUCUCAGACGGAGUCAGAUUUACUCAGGGACCUAGCUCGGUUGAUAUCUCACUCAGGCAGGUUAGGACUCAAGAUAAAUCUCGAGAAGAGUACGUUGACACCCAGUCAGCGUAUAGUGUUAAUUGGUAUCCAGUUGGAUUCUCGCAGGAGACAGGCAACCCCAUCUCCCCAGCGGGUGAACGACAUCCUCAGUCGGGUAGGACAGUUCAGGAGAGGCCAAGUGCGAACCUUCAGUUCCUUCCAGGUACUACUGGGCACACUCACGGCAGCUGCUGCCGUGGUCCCCCUAGGCCUCCUCUCGUUGAGACCACUCCAGAUGUGGAUCAACAGACUGGGGUUGGAUCCAAGAGCCGACAGGCACAAGCUGGUGAGUCACUGCCAGGUGUAUUCAGUGCAUGCGACCGUGGAAGAGCCGGGCAUACUUGACUCAGGGGGUUCCCCUUGGUGCCAUACCCUCCCGCAGGGAGGUCGUAACGACUGACGCUUCUUUGACAGGUUGGGGUGCUGUUUGGCAGUGCAGGGCUGUUCGCGGCUCGUGAGACCCCCAACAGCAGCGCCGACACAUAAAUGUGUUGGAGCUUCAGGCGGUUCUCCUUGCCCUCAGGCACUUCUUUCCUGUGCUGUCGGGGAGUUAUGUGCUUGUGAGGACCGACAACACAGCAGUGGUUUACCUCAUAAACCAUCAGGGGAGUACGAGGUCUCAGUCAUCCCUGAGACUAGUUCGCCAGUUGCUGUCCUGGGCAAACCCCCGCUUGCUGAGCCGGAACACAGCAGCAGACUUCUUGUCCCGACAGAGCCCUCAUCCUGGGGAGUGGAGGCUGCACCCGGAGGUGGUGCAGGCCAUCUGGCAGCGGUACGGCAGAGCAGAGGUGGAUCUUUUCGCCUCCCAAGGCUCUACACACUGCCCCCUAUGGUUUUCCCUGGAAGAGGCAACGAGCCCCUUAGGCUGGGAUGCGCUGGCACACAAGUGGCCCCAGCAGCUUUUGUACGCAUUUCCCCCACUUCCACUGAUUCGUGCCAUUCUCCACAGGAUCUCCCAGGAGGGCCACACGGUGAUAGCCCCCAGAUGGCCCGGGAGGCUGUGGUUCCCAGUGUUGCACGGGCUGUUGGUCGGACGCCCUUGGUGCCUCCCCAUUCAUGCGGACCUCCUCUCACAACUGGGGGGACGGAUCUGGCACCCAAAUCCAGCGCGCCUACAGUUAUGGGUAUAGCCACUGAGGGGCCUGAGCCUCUGCUAGGUGCUUGCGACCCAGCAGUUGUUUAUACCAUCAACAACUCGCGGGCGGCUUCCACUAAUGCGCUCUACGCGAACAGGUGGAAGCUCUUCGUGGAAUGGUGCCGGGCCCGCGGGGAGGAGCCAACCAGUUGUCCAGUACCGACAAUUCUCGGAUUCUUGCAGUCUCGUUUCGACGGGGGCCUGGCUGCAGCCACCAUCCGGGUUUAUGCCGCGGCAAUAUCUGCCAGCCACAACAAGGUGGAUGGCGUCACCGUGGGCUCCCACACACUGGUGACGCGUUUCCUGAGGGGGACACAGCGACUCAGGCGGCCACAGCGGAGCCAGACACCUUCCUGGGACCUACCAUUGGUGUUGGAGGCGCUGUGCCGGCACCCAUUUGAACCUCUUGAGAGCACAGAGGAUAAAUGGGUAUCGUUGAAGACUGCCUUUCUGUGCGCCAUGGCAUCAGCAAAGAGGGUGGGGGAGUUACACGCUCUAUCAAUCAGCCGUGAGUGCCUCCAAUGGGCCCCGGGAGAAACGGGGGUCACAUUGUGGCCUAACCCAUCUUUUUUACCGAAGACUUUCUCCUCUUCGUUUGUAAAUCAACCCCUCCAUUUAGCCGCGUUUGAUCCUCCAACUGGGGAGGAUGGACAGCAGGGAAACACAGCCUUGCUGUACCCAGUCCGGGCUCUAAGGGCAUAUAUUCAGUCAACCACUGGAUUCCGGCGGUCGGAAUCACUUUUUGUCUGUCACUUUUUGUCAGGGCCAAGACUGGGCCAGGCAUUGUCAAAACAACGACUGUCCAGGUGGAUUGUUGAGGUUAUCUACAAGGCCUAUGACAGCGGGGGCCUACCAAUCCCAGCCUCCAUCCGCGGCCACUCAACCCAGAGUGUGGCGACAUCAUGGGCAUCAUCUUGCACAUUCACAAGAUUCUACAGAGUUAACGUGGCUGCAAGUAACCCGCUAGUCACCGCUACUCUCUUAAGCCAUUAGGUGGUCAAAAAGGUAAGUUCUCCUCCUCGUGACCUUGUUGGUAUGUGUCAUCCAGGUGCUGAAAGCCCCGCCUCUGGCGGUCAGAAGAAAUGAAAUAGAACGAUGGUUACGUAUGUAACCGCGGUUCUAUGAAUUUCGGAUGACCGCCAGAGCUUGGCAGUCACUCGGAGGGGGGAAGAGAAGAUUGCCAAGAGGUCACUUCCGGGGUGAAAGCACCUUAAGUGCAUGACGUGUCAUACGUCACCCCGGUCACAGGUGACUGUUGGUACAAACACUCGACCUACAUGCGUAUGUGAUGGACAUCCAGGUGCUGAAAGCACAGUCAUCCGAAAUUCAUAGAACCGCGGUUACAUACGUAACCAUCGUUUUAUAUACUCAAAGUGAUUGUACCAUGGGUUGUCACGUGAUUCGUCUCAGCUAAAUAGUUUGGGACAAUAAUGCAAAAUAAUCCCAAAGAACAAGCUGUUUUCAGCCACAAGUUCAAGGGUUUGAAGAAAGCUUAGUGGAGUAAAAAACAGUGUGUUUGUCAACAAAAAAAAUGUCUGCUAAAUUUGUCUCCAAAUCUCCAGACACAAUAUCAAUGAUACUUGUCUGUGUUGGUUCAGAACAUGGCUGUCUAUCUGAUCUUAAUAUUGACAUGACACUGACACUUAUUCUUCUCCUGUAUGGCUAAUAAUUCAUCUUCAUUAAGCUACCCUUAAUGACAUCAGCCAUGCAUCAACUCAUUGCACAACCUCCUGCUACUUAAAGAACAGCAUUGAGAUUGAGAUCCUUACCAAACUCAACCAUCCACUCCUGUAAUAUUGCUUACCUCCCCAAUAUGUCUUUCUCACGCAUAACCUGAUUGCUUUUGUUUGUAUCUUUUGUUUUUGUUAAUUGCUGCCCUCCUUUGGC